Messenger RNA from Microdochium trichocladiopsis, 677 nucleotides. RefSeq lists its product as uncharacterized. The transcript has a single exon. The coding region runs from base 200 to 670 and encodes 156 amino acids. The record is from RefSeq and is a predicted model, not a curated record. Lineage: Eukaryota; Fungi; Ascomycota; Sordariomycetes; Xylariales; Microdochiaceae.
CUUCGAUGCACGAAUAGCAUUGCCUGCAAAUGUGUCCAGAAAAAGGGGGGCCCUCUCGACCCGCCACUCUGGCUGUUCAUCUCAUCUUGCUGCAAGCCGCGCGGACAAAAGAAAGAAGACUACCUCGUUGCCCGCGAUGCAUCUGUCUGCGUGAGCAUGUCUGAGAUGCAAACAUUUCUUAUGACCCAGGACACGCAACAUGUUCGCAGGGUCGCGCAGUCUGUAUACGGUGCGAGGCGACUGUACAUGCGCACUUUGUCGCAUGCUAAUUACAACUGGGAAAUCACACAGGUGCGGCGUAAGCGCCCAUGUUGGGACCUGGCCUGAGCAGGACCACGCACUGUCUACAAUUAAGUACACGCGAGUGGCCUCGCCGAUCUGCGCGCACUUGGCGUCAUGUCUGUCUCUCCACCUCGCAUCAUUAGCGCUCGAUCAAUACCGAGAGUGUGCAUUUCAGACGGCCGUUGCCGUGGACGAUGGCUUUUCUUUGAUUAAGACAAAAGUUGCGCGCGCAACAUGCUGUGGCGGCUGGGGGAAGAAACCGAGACAAGCAGCAAGACGGAAGAUUCCACGCAUGCCAUGCGUGUGGAAAGAAGAAGAAGAAGAAGAAGGAGAAGAAGAAGAAAAAGAAGCAAUCUGCAUGUCUGGCGCUCUGGCUGUGUCUGUCUGACCUUGCC